AUGGCAGUGCAGCAAACAGCAGGCUUCCCAAAAUAUAUUGCAUUUUUUGCAAAUAGUGUACUUGAAACAGCAAUAUGGACAUUUGCAGAAUUAGCUAUCGCAGAUCAUCUUGCAGCUGCUAAUGAACCACAAACAGCUGAUGAAAUAGCAAAAAAACAAGGAUGGAAUAGUGAAUAUCUCUAUCGAGUUCUGCGUGCAGUCGUUGAUGCUGAUAUUGUUAGUGAAAUCGAAUCGAGUCAAACAAUGGAACCGGAAAAAACAAAUCGUUUUCAAUUAACUGAAGAUGGUCGUUUUCUCACGUCGAAUCAUCCAAGUAAAGCUCGAUAUUUCAUUCUUUGGGAGUCAAGUCCUCUUGCUAGAACGACUUUAUUUUAUUUACCUCAGCUAGUAUGUGAAGGUCCUAGUAAACCAAAUGGUUUCCAGCGAGCAACGAAUAACGAUUUAUUCUUUAAUUUUAUAGAAAAAGAAGAAAAUAAAAAUAUAGCCCAUAAUUUCAACGAAACUAUGACAAGUAUGUCAACGCACAGUAGUCAAUUUAUCGUUAAAAGUGUUGAUUUUGGCCGAUUCAAUACAAUUGUUGAUAUUGGUGGUAAUUUUGGUGUUCUUUUAGCUAGUAUAAUGGAAAAAUAUUCCACAAUAAAACAAGGUAUUUGUUUUGAUUUAGCUAGUGUUGUUCAAAGCGUAGAAGCUAAUAACGAAUUUGAAAAACGAAACAUACCCAAAGAACGUUAUCAAUAUCUAGCUGGAGAUAUGUUUGACGCACAGACAAUUCCACAAGCUGAUGCGUAUAUAAUGAAACAUAUUAUUCAUGAUUGGGAUGAUGAUCAAGCAAUUAAUAUACUUAAAUCGAUUGGAACAGCCGCGAAUGGAAAACCAAUAACAAUAUUUAUUAUUGAUGUCGUCGUACUACCUAGAAAUGAAGAAAAUAAACUCACUAAUCAAACUGCACACGUAUUGGACAUACAUAUGAUGUUGAUGCUACAUGCAAAAGAACGUACUCAAAAUCAAAUGGUAUAUCUAUGUGAGCAAACUGGUUUUCGAUUUAAACAAUUAUAUCGUACAGAAACACCAUACUCAAUUAUCGAAGCUGUACUUAAUUGA
Messenger RNA from Rotaria socialis, 1101 nucleotides. The record is from the annotation of a GenBank genome assembly. NCBI's taxonomy places the organism in Eukaryota, Metazoa, Rotifera, Eurotatoria, Philodinida, Philodinidae.